UUUCAGGACAGAAUCAACGUUUGAUCAAGGCUGAAAAUUGCAAAUUAUUCAUCCGCUGGUGUCACCAAGUUAUAAAUUAGCAGACAGCAUAACUGAUAACCAGGUUUAUCCACAUUUCCUUACUUCUGCAUUGUUAAUUUUAACCUCAAAAUUAUUCCAGCUAAAUUUGACUAAACUGUACUGAAAUACACAAACUAAUUGUACUUAAUUCAAUUGGAUGACAAUUAGAAAGAAUGGGAAUUCAAGAUUCUGAGCGACCAUCGGUGAAGGACGCCAAUCCAGGAAUAAAAUUGGAUAAAGUUGCCUGGACAAAAUCUAAUAAAUAUUCGAGACAUUUUAUCCAUGGUCAAAACAGAAGAAAACAUGGCAACCGAGCUAAUCAGGAUAGACACGAAUUUAAGGAUAUUGAAGAUAUGAGGCAAGUUGGGACAUCUAAAAUUUACUACAACCCAAAACAACUUGAGCUUGGUUGUUCAACAACCUUGGUAUAUAAAGGUUACUUUGCUUCACCUAAGACAAAGGCUGCCGUAAAAGUUAUCCUAUUACGUAAUCAUGAAGUAAUUAAGGAGGAUUUUGCGAUUUGGCAAAAAAUUAAAGGGGGCGUUAACAUAAUAAAGUACUAUGGUUAUUUCGACAUAAAGAAUAAUGGAGCACCAAUGCGUUACGUGGCGAUGGAAGUGGCAACCUCAACGUUGAAGCGCCAGGUCAAAGAAUUAAGAUUAUCUACUCAUGACAUCCAGGGUUACUUAAGGGAUGCAGCAAAGGGGAUCGAAUGGCUGCACAGCAAAAAUAUCAUUCACAGGAAUAUUAAACCAGACAAUAUUUUAAUUAUGCAAAACGGUAGGGCCAACCUAAGUGAGUUUGGUCUAGUUAAAGUUAUAAAUCCUGACGGGGAUCAAUUUGACUCACUGGGGAGGGGAGUUUUUGAUUGGAUGGCCCCUGAAGCUAUUACGUCAUGUGUGGAUUCUGUUGAGCUAAAUGCGACAAAAUCAUUAGAUAUAUUUGCAUUUGGUGUAACAAUCGCUUAUGCGGUGCUAGGGGGGAAACAUUUAUUUGGGCCCCCUCUAUUUCGUGCUGUCAAUAUAAUUCAGGGGAAGGUUAUAUAUAUGGAUAAAGUCGCAUCUGUCAUAGAUGAGAGACACGUCACAAUUAUAAAAGAAAUGGUGAAAACGAAUCCGUCAAGUAGACCAACGAUAAGCAAUAUUAUUAAAAAUGCAUUUACGGACUAAGAAAAAAUUUGAUAAAAAUAGAAUACAAUAAAAAUAAGAAAUCAAAAUAAAUCGUCACGAACGUCGAAAAUGAACUAUAGGCUCAUUCUGUAAGGGGAUGUAAGGGGAUGUAAAGAUUAAAUUUCAGUAAUAUCUCACUUUCCCCCCGACACGACGCCUGAGUGUGACCGUGACCUCGGUAUUGUACCAUAUGUUGAGGCCAGACCUUAAAAAUCUUGACUCGUUCAAAAGUUAUCCUAUAGUGUUAAAAACACCCAAUGAGGUGUGGCAGCGUUGUCACAUAUUCUUUUGAGUUAAAUAUAAGUACUUGUUUAAAUUAAAUACUUACGUAAAAUUAAUUAGUUUAGUUAAAAUUUUUCCUUCAUCUGAAUAUGUAAACUUAAGUAUAACCAAAUUUAAAUAUUUGGUAUCCUAUUUUGCACGGUUUGGGAGGACAUUUUUUAAACAACAAUUUAUUGAUAGCUUUCGGAUCUUCUUGAUCCUUCUUCAGUCAAUUGAUUGUAUAAAAUUUUUUUUUUUUUUUUAAAUAAUUUAAAUUUAAAUAAUUGUCACUUCGUAUGUAAAAUAAGCAGAAUUUUAUUAGCUCAUUCCAUUUGUUUCAUAAUAAAUAAAGCAUUAAAAAACAUUGUAAUAAUAAUUACGUCGCAAUUAAAUUGCUUCGCUAUGUGUGUACACACGUACGUAACGUCAUGUGUGCUUUAUACAUUUUUAUUUUCAAUAGAUCUAAUGUAUCUAUCAUAAACCAUGCAUUUGAUAAAAAUAAAUUAUGGGCCGUAAUCCUUUUAA
Messenger RNA from Folsomia candida, 2015 nucleotides. RefSeq names its product serine/threonine-protein kinase/endoribonuclease IRE2. Gene Ontology annotation, molecular function: ATP binding; RNA endonuclease activity; protein serine/threonine kinase activity. Gene Ontology annotation, cellular component: IRE1-TRAF2-ASK1 complex. The transcript has 3 exons. Gene Ontology annotation, biological process: protein phosphorylation; IRE1-mediated unfolded protein response; intrinsic apoptotic signaling pathway in response to endoplasmic reticulum stress. NCBI's taxonomy places the organism in Eukaryota, Metazoa, Arthropoda, Collembola, Entomobryomorpha, Isotomidae. The record is from RefSeq and is a predicted model, not a curated record. The coding region runs from base 234 to 1229 and encodes 331 amino acids.